Lymnaea stagnalis (great pond snail) is the source of this 2006-nucleotide messenger RNA. The record is from the annotation of a GenBank genome assembly. NCBI's taxonomy places the organism in Eukaryota, Metazoa, Mollusca, Gastropoda, Lymnaeidae.
CAGCCUCCGACGAAGAGGCAAAAACUUAUAUUACUUUAAAACGAAAACUUUCACCACAAAAACCAUCUUUUACAACAAAUCCAUAUCCCGUUGAUGUUAACGAAGCACAUAAACAAAGUGCGAUUGCAAGAUCUUCUGCUGAAUUUGAUUCAAACGGAUUAGGUAGUCCACCGAAAAAACGCUUGUUUGUAACAGUUGAUGCAGAUGGUAACCAAGUGCAAGUAGAAGUCCCCCACAAUGCUUUGCCUGAGGGUGUAAAUCCAGAUGACACUAAUUCUUAUAUAGUAAAUGCUGAAGAUAUAAAUCUUGAUUUGUCUUCAUAUUCAUACUCUGUUGUAGUGGAUGGUAUUGUUGAGGAUGUUGAUUUGAAUGAUUGCCAAUAUUCUGAUGAACCAGUGAAAGGAAGUCUGAAACCUGAUGAGUUAGAUGAAGGUGAAAGUGAAAGCGGAGAUGAGCAUGAUGACGUUGAAGAUAAAUGCCAAGGAUACAUGAUUUCUGAACCUGAUGAUGCAGAUCCUAUGUUCAAGUCACACUAUAGGAUGAGUCGUAUUGUUGCAUCUGUGAGUUCUCACAAUCACAAUAAGAAAUAAACAUUAUUUUAAAAUUGGUAAAAUCAAGAACAUAAUUAUGAUUCUCUUUAAUAAGUGUUGUUUGCCAUAUCACCUUUAGUGAUUUGGGAAAUAAAAUCUUUAUUUGUUUGUUGUUUUUUUCAAGACUUAAGAGUUUGCUGUAGCAGCCAGAUGAUGAUAAGAUGACCAAUAGUUAUUGUUUUAAAAUUUUCUCAAUUCUUUCAUGAUUAUUUAUAAAUCUAUUAAAUUUUUCAGGAAUUGAUGGAUAAAAUUGGCGCUCAUCCUAAAAUGAAUGGAAGAGUGCAAACUCUGGAACAAAAAGUUCUAGCUUCUCUGUUUCUCCUUGGCAAUAAGACCAGCUACAUCGUUGCCUCGGACAAAUUUCAUAUGUCCAAGGGAUCGCUGUAUUUGACUCUUAAAAAUUUUUGUCAGGUAGGUUUUUUUACAUUUUAUUUUAGAAGUCAUAAGGAUUUUUUAAAAAAAUUAAAUAACAUAAUUUUUUAGACUGUGUUGAUUAGAGUCUUUUUGCUGUAUAUUUGAAUUAAAAAUAUUAAAAAAUUGAUAUACACAUAUAUUAAUGGGAAACUAAUUUUUUUGUAGGUUCUUACAGAGAUGCGAAGUGAUUACAUCAAAUGGCCCAUAGACCAAAUAGGGCUUAGGAAAAUCGCUCAAGAGUUUGAACAAGAGACAGGGAUGCCUGGAGUAGUUGGAGCUAUUGAUGGAAUACACUUUCCCAUCAAACAAAAGUCACGAUUGGCUCAUGCUUAUCGCAAUAAUCAGAAUUAUCUUAGUAUUCAUAUGCAAGCAGUCUGUGAUGCAAAUCUUAUGUUUCUAGAUGUCCAUUGUGGCAACCCGGGUUCAGUUGAUGAUGAAACUGUUUACAGAUCAUGUGACCUUAGAGAUAAACUUCUGCAUGACCCUUUACCCGCUGACCUGCACCUUGUGGGAGAUUCAGGCUAUCCACUGGAACCUUUUAUGUUAACCCCAUAUCCUGGUGAUAUCCGACGGCUUACUCCAUCUCAGAGAGAGUUUAAUGAGCGACAUAAUAAUGCCUUGCUUGCUGUGAAACUCUCACUGCAACUACUUCAGGGUAGAUUUCAACGCCUUAAAUUCUUAGACAUGGAAAGAGAGUCUGAUAUCCCAGUCACCAUUGUGGCCUGCUGUGUUCUCCAUUGCUUCCUUCUCCAAGAGGAAUGUGAGGAUGAUGAUGAAUUUUUGGAUUUUACAGACAUUGAUCCUAAUCCAGAUAUAAAUAAAUCAGAGAAAGAGCUCAGGGCACUUUGUAACCACUAUCAGCCAGAGGCAGCCAGUAAAAGAGAUGUUUUGGCCAACUUGAUAACACCUGUGUAAUUUUAGACACAAUCUAUUUAUACUUAAAACAUUUUCCACCACAAAAAAUGUAUUCAAAUAUUAGAAAGUUAUGUACAUAGAUACUGC